This is a messenger RNA of Saitoella complicata NRRL Y-17804, 1528 nucleotides long. Its product is annotated as 60S ribosomal protein L3-B. Gene Ontology annotation, molecular function: structural constituent of ribosome; RNA binding. Bases 365 to 1528 code for a protein of 387 amino acids. Gene Ontology annotation, biological process: ribosomal large subunit assembly; translation. Gene Ontology annotation, cellular component: ribosome; cytosolic large ribosomal subunit. NCBI's taxonomy places the organism in Eukaryota, Fungi, Ascomycota, Saitoellomycetes, Saitoellales, Saitoellaceae. The record is from RefSeq and is a predicted model, not a curated record. The transcript has 3 exons.
GGGAAAGGUGCAACGGCAUGGGCAUCGGGGGACGGACGGAAAGGAGCACCGGGAUGAGCAGCACGUUGACCGGUUCCAUGCACCCCGCCUGGGUUAUGGCCAAGGCGUAGCGUAGCAAGAAUGGAAAGCACCGUAAGGAACCAACAGCUAAGCCUCUCUACACUCUCUCCCCUCCUCUCUCCUCUCCUCUCCUCUCCUCUCCUCUUGUUAAGGAGGUCUCUCUUGCGACGGUUAGGGUUUGACGCGCAACAGGCACGAGGCUAGCCCAGGCACCGAAAUUCUUCGAGGGCCCCCUCCACACAAGCGGGCAAAAAGUCGUCUGAUUCCUCGUCCACCGCCAACUCACCCAAAGCCCCCAGCAAAGAUGUCGCACAGGAAGUUCGAGGCCCCCCGUCACGGUUCGCUUGGUUUCCUGCCCCGCAAGAGGGCUGCCCGUCACAGGGGAAAGGUCAAGUCCUUCCCUAAGGACGACCAGUCCAAGCCCAUCCACUUGACCGCUUUCCUCGGUUACAAGGCUGGUAUGACCCACACCGUCCGUGACCUCGACCGUCCCGGAUCCAAGAUGCACAAGCGUGAGAUCGUUGAGGCCGUCACCAUCAUCGAGACUCCCCCUAUGGUCAUCGUCGGUGUCGUCGGGUACGUCGAGACCCCCCGUGGUCUCCGUUCCCUCACCACCGUCUGGGCUGAGCACUUGUCCGACGAGCUCAAGCGUCGCUUCUACAAGAACUGGUACAAGUCUAAGAAGAAGGCUUUCACCAAGUACGCCAAGAAGCACGCCGAGGGCGCCCAGGCCGUCACUCGUGAGCUCGAGCGUAUCAAGAAGUACUGCCAGGUCGUCCGUGUCCUCGCUCACUCCCAGGUCCGCAAGACUCCCUUGGUUCAGAAGAAGGCCCACCUCAUGGAGGUCCAGGUCAACGGUGGUUCCAUCUCCCAGAAGGUCGACUGGGCCCGCGAGCACUUCGAGAAGACCGUCGACAUCAACGCUGUUUUCGAGCAGGACGAGAUGAUCGACGUUAUCGGUGUCACCAAGGGUAAGGGUUUCGAGGGUGUCACCGCCCGUUGGGGUACCAAGAAGCUUCCCCGCAAGACCCACAAGGGUCUCCGUAAGGUCGCUUGUAUCGGUGCCUGGCACCCGGCCCACGUUACCUGGACCGUCGCCCGUGCCGGUCAGCGUGGUUACCACCACCGUACUUCCGUCAACCACAAGAUCUACCGUAUCGGAUCCGGUGUUGACGAGAAGAACGCCUCCACUGACUUCGAUGCUACCACCAAGCAGAUCACUCCUCUCGGUGGUUUCGUCCGUUACGGUGAGGUUAAGAACGACUUUGUCAUGAUCAAGGGUUCCUGCCCUGGUGUUGUCAAGCGUGUCUUGACCCUCCGCAAGUCCCUCUUGGUUCACACUUCCCGCCGUGCUACCGAGAACGUCGCCCUCAAGUUCAUCGACACCUCCUCCAAGUUCGGUCACGGUCGUUUCCAGACCGCCGAGGAGAAGGCUACUUUCUUGGGUACCCUCAAGGGUCAGGCUUAA